CCAGAACAAAUUGUGAAAAUUCUCCAAAAGGCAUUGGACUGGAGUAUGGUGCAUGGUGCACUGGGAUACCUACUCAUGGUGCACCGCACUUUGCUUUGACACAAGUACUCCUGCUAGGAAGACAAAUUCCCUGCACAAAGGCCACAUCCUUCUCCUUCCUGGGAAAACAUGGUGGACAAGGUUUUCCAGAAGGUGUUCAUUUUCCUUGUCCUAAUUUUCAUUUUUGGAAGUCUUCUUUCUGGGGCAUUCUACAAGUGGCAAACAAAAAUGAUGAUUCCUAAGGAAGAUUGGCUGAUGAGUCAAGUCUAUCGCAGAGACAUACUGAACUCUACCUGCCUGAUGAACAACCUCUCUCAUUCACAAAGCAAACUGAAACAUAAUGUUGCAAGACAGAUCUUUGUGGAACAUAACCACAAGUUCAUCUACUGUGAGGUGCCCAAGGUGGGCUGCUCCAAUUGGAAGAAAAUCAUCCUUCUCCUCACAAUGAAUCUGAGCAGAAAGGCUAAUGAAGUGCAACAGGACUUCAUCCACCGUACCCCACUGAUAAAGAGGCUGAGUUCUUACCCUUCUGACUACCAGGAUAAAUUGCUGACCAGUUACACCAAAGUGAUGUUCACCAGAGAUCCCCUGGAACGGUUGGUUUCAGCUUACAGAGACAAGCUUCUGCACUCUGAGCCAUACUAUAGUAUCACUGUGGCAAAUGAGAUCAAGGCCAUGUGCAGGAAAAACAAAAAUUCAACUGAAAAGGUGACUUUCCAGGAGUUUGUUAACUUUAUUCUGACAAAAAAACAAGAACAUCUGGAUAUUCACUGGCAACCAAUGUUUCUACUCUGUGAUCCUUGCAACAUUCACUAUGACAUCCUGGGGAAGUUUGAGACCUUGGAACAAGAUUCUGAACAUGUUCUCAGGAACAUUGGAGCCCCAGAGGAUCUGCACUACCCUAACUUUAGGACACAUAGCUCAGAGAAACGUACUAGUGGUGAUAUCACCCUGGAAUAUCUCAGAAAGCUGAGCUCAGAGCAAAUUGAAAAGAUCAAGAAGCUGUACCAGAUGGAUUUUGCCUUGUUCAACUAUCCUUAUGACUUGAAAAUGAACCUUUACAAGACUGAUACAGUAUGAGCCGGAAGGCAGUUUUUAUUCAUAGAAAAUCACAUGAAGUUGUCUACAAAGAUGAUUACAGGUGGUUGAUUGUAGCAGUCAAGCACUUUUGGUGUUUUGUAGCUCAUAAAGCUAUUAGUUGUAGGCACUCGUGUGAUGCUGUAUGGAAUACGGGACAUCAUUAAUUAUA
Mauremys mutica (yellowpond turtle) is the source of this 1288-nucleotide messenger RNA. Its product is annotated as carbohydrate sulfotransferase 9-like. The record is from RefSeq and is a predicted model, not a curated record. Gene Ontology annotation, cellular component: membrane. Bases 169 to 1119 code for a protein of 316 amino acids. Lineage: Eukaryota; Metazoa; Chordata; Testudines; Geoemydidae. Gene Ontology annotation, biological process: carbohydrate biosynthetic process; proteoglycan biosynthetic process. Gene Ontology annotation, molecular function: sulfotransferase activity. The transcript is spliced from 3 exons.